Messenger RNA from Spathaspora passalidarum NRRL Y-27907, 2171 nucleotides. RefSeq lists its product as uncharacterized. The record is from RefSeq and is a predicted model, not a curated record. Gene Ontology annotation, biological process: vacuolar transport; ubiquitin-dependent protein catabolic process; metal ion transport. NCBI's taxonomy places the organism in Eukaryota, Fungi, Ascomycota, Pichiomycetes, Serinales, Debaryomycetaceae. The coding region runs from base 70 to 1167 and encodes 365 amino acids. Gene Ontology annotation, cellular component: Golgi apparatus; perinuclear region of cytoplasm; endoplasmic reticulum. The transcript is spliced from 2 exons.
AUAUUUCUAAACGAUUCGAUUCUAUUUCUAAACAACUCCACGUAAUACAACAAUAAUAAACACAUAUCGAUGAGUUAUGAAAGGAUACCCUCUGAAGCAAACAACGAGAUAUUAUUUGAGUCGUUUGAACAGGGUCAACAGGAAGACGACACUAGACUAACCCUGUCCAGUUCAGAAAGCACCCCUAGUCUACAAGAAACUACACACACCAGUUCCCAACGAGAACCACAACUACAUGAAUCGUCAUCAAGCUUAACCGCAGACUUGGAGGCUGGGUUUACAACCGAUACCACCCACGCCACUACUGUCCGUACGAGAAUAAUACGCUUCUUCAACGCUAUUGUCCCCAUAAGGCAAACUUACGAACGUAUAAACAAUGGAUUAACUACAGGACGCAUGCAACUGAACCAACCAGGGAGAUUUAUUGGCCAAGGGACUGACGGAGUAUUCCGGAAUCUUGCAGCAAAACCAGAUACUGAAGCUAGCUUACAAUUGAAAGAAACAAAUCCACCCUCAUACGAAGAAGCUGCAGCUGAUUCUGCACCAGAAUACUGGGAAUCACUGGUGAUUUCGCCCAUGUAUGAAGAUGAAGUGUUUGUUGAAGGUUUGCCUGUGGGUAACAUAGCUAAUUUUGUCUGGAACGCCUUGGUUACUAUUGCCUUCCAGUUUGUCGGGUUUGUAUUGUGUUAUUUAUUACAUACCAGUCAUGCUGCAAAGCAUGGACUGAGGGCAGGUUUGGGAAUAACGUUGAUCAUGUAUGGUUGGUCCAUUGUGCCUACUAAUUUCGGUCAUCCUGAUAAAGUGCCGCUGAGAUUCAUACCGCAAGAUCCGAACUCAUUUGAUAUUGACAAGUCCUCCAGAAUCGGUGGGAAGAUUGACAACUAUACACCCACAGGGGUAUUUGUUCAGAAUGAUGAGGUUGUUCAGGAUUCUGGUAAUGCUCCAUAUGUAGCGUAUGGACUUGUUGCCUUUGGAUUAUUUAUAAUCAUCAAGAGUUUGAUUGAUUAUUACCGAGUUAAAAAGACAGAAAGAGCUAUAUUGUCCCCACGAGUAGAAGCCGCUGCUGCUGCGGCAGCGGCAGCAACAGCCACCACUACCACUACUACUACUGCUGCUGCUACCACAACCACCAAUGAAAGCACAUCACCAGAACCCCAACAAGUAUAGAACAUAUAAAUAGAACUAUUAAUGUAUUAUUUUCUAUAUUCGUUAUUUAUCCCAUCAAUACUAACAUCUUUUCAUAAAUAGUAAAUACAAUACCUCCACUCAAUACCAAUCUUCCUAAUCUUGGAGUAGCACCUUUCCAGAAAGUUAACAAUCCUUCUUGUUUGAAAAUCUUGACAAAACAAUCAAUCGUGCUCUUGUAUAACUUAUCAGCACCCAAUGCUUGCAUUCUCGUCUUGACUGUGUCUAUAGGCAUGGUAGUGUAAACAGUGAUGAUACCAGCAAAGGACCCAACUGCGAAAGUGGCGCCUGAAUUCAAAGGAUCAGUAGGCUUUUGACCCUGGGCUUGCUGAAUCAUGGUUUUAAUAGCAUUAUAACUACCCAAUCUGACGGCUUGGUUAGAAGCUUGUCUUAAACUUACAGGGACAACACCGGCAUAAAUUCCUUUGAAUCCCAUAUCUUUGACUAGUUUAACAGUUCCUGAUACCAACCCAUUUUGAUAUUUAGGUUUAGCUGUUUGUUUAUCAUCAAUCAAUGCCGUCUUAAUGGCUUCAAAUGGAGUCACGGCAAUGACACUCUCCAAUAACCCGGCACCUAACCCGGCAAUCACACCUCUCGGUCCACUCAAUUUUCCAUUCUUAUCCGCAAGCAAGGCCUUGAUGGAAUCAAACCCAAGGAAUCGUACUGACGCCUUGACAGUGUUACCCACCACGAAAGCGGGACAGCCUACGUAUAAUGCCAGAACACCUUGAGUUUUGGCAAUUGUGUAGAUAAGAACAAGUGGAUUACGUGAAGUGAUGGCGGAUUUCAGCACGAGUUGAAGUCUAGUUUUAGCGAAUUCAAAUGGAUAUGUGAUGACACCUUCGACUGCACCGGCUGUACCUCCGGCAAUAAACGAUUUGAAUGGAUCUACUUUCUAAGAUCAUGUUAGUAUUUGCAUUAUAUAUAUAUAUUAUGCAAUUGACAUACUUUAUCGGAUUUACUCAUGGUUAGAUAUGGCUAUGGAU